Molecule: messenger RNA, 1715 nt
Organism: Carya illinoinensis
Lineage: Eukaryota; Viridiplantae; Streptophyta; Magnoliopsida; Fagales; Juglandaceae
Exons: 2
Coding region: 505-1545 (346 amino acids)
Cellular component (GO): chloroplast thylakoid membrane
Source: RefSeq, a predicted model, not a curated record
GUUCCUACAAAUAAUUACCGGAUAGCAUUUUUUUAACGUUAUAAUUCUUGAGUUACAGAAGGAUUUCUAUUUUUUUAACGGCAGAAUUCGAGUUUUAGGUUCUUGCUUUUACUGAACGUUGAAGGUAUCAUUGGGGUUUAUUGUCAAUGUGCGGCGUAUAUUCGAUUAUGGAUUUACCUUAAAUUAUAAAUAUAAGAGGUUUAAAGAUUUAUUGGAUCUUCUCGUGAGAUAGUCUAGGUUACGGUUCAAGCCUUUUGAAGUGGUACAUGCAGCUGCUCGCCGUCUAGGUUCAUCUUGUUCGGUUCUCAGCAAGUAUGGUAUUACUAUAAACACGUCCAAUAGGUUGCCUCCUACCCUUUUUUUAUUUUUAUCCAGAAAAAAAAAAAAAAAAAAAAAAAGACAAUGUGCAGUGGACGACGAACUUCAACAUUUCCUUAAGCACCUGUGUCGCGUGGAGUUCAAAUAUUUAUAGCAGGAUUGCUUAAACUGCAAUAUUUGGCUUUCAUGGUGUUUAUGUGCACCAUAUUUCCCCCUAAAGAAAUGUCUGAUAAUCAAUAUGGAGUUUUCAUCUUUAUCCCUCACAAAGCAAAGCACGCUCUGCCUCUCAUGUGUUAUCUUCAUUGUAACCUAACCCUGGCGCUGUUUCAUCUCUGCUCCCUCUUGGCCUCUCCCUCAUCGAAGCUCAGUGCCAGCCCACAUCAAUGCCGUGCCACUCUGCUCCGCUCCUCUCAGUCCAUGUCGUGGUCUGCUUCUCUCAUUGCCACUCAGCUCUUCUCCUCUCCUCUCAAUCAACGUCGUGCUGCUGUCACUCCCUUGCCCAAAGCUCACCCCCAUGUCUGCUCCCUCUCCCUUGACCAUUCCAUGCUGCUUUUCUACUUGUUGCAAGCCAAAUACCCGAAUGUGUCAAGAUAUUGUGUUGGAACUUCGGUACCGAAAGUCACCCAAUUUGCGUCCUUCCCAGGGAAGUUGGGGUCAAGGAGUCUUGUAAAGGAUAAAAGAUGGAGCUUUUCCCUUUCAGUUGCAGAUGGUGAUGGUGCCACCACAAAGACCAGUGAUGAGGGUCUUGCAAACGCAGAAAAUAAACAGUCGCAAGCUGGUGUAAAUAACGAGUCAGGGUCUCAAGCCUCUGAAGCAUCUAAUGGGUCAACAUUUUCUUCAGAUUUGAAGCAGGAGACAUCAUUGUCUCCAAACCUGCAAUCCACACCAAAAAGAUCACCACUAACAGCCAAAGAGAGACUAAGGGCUGCCCGGGUACUCAACCGUUACAUGGAAUCAAAAGCAACUAAAUCAGAAAUGGGCAGCAAAGUAUUGGACGCACUGAGGGCGAGUGACGGUGGGAAGAAAAGAUCUGGGCUCCCAGAAGCCCCCACAAACUUAUUUGAUGACAGCAAGCGAGGAAUGCCAAAGCAGGGCCUAACGUUUGAGUUUCCAGGAGGUUUUGAUCUGUUUAUAAUUGCCUUUUCGUUUGUUUUCAUAAGCACAUUGAUGUUUGCUACUACGUACAUUGUUUGGAAAGUAGGUGCAAUCCAUUUUAAUGAGUAUUAAGGUGGAGGGCAGUUCUGCGUUUUUGGACAAAUUACCAUCUUUUAAUGUAUCCUUGUAACUUGUAAGUUAGCUGAAUUUCGGGUACUUUUAGAUACAUAUUAUGCUAGGCUAGGAUGUCAAAUCUUUUAUUCAGGUAGAAUAAAUACUUUAUGGUACAAAAGAUUUGCUUA